Limulus polyphemus (Atlantic horseshoe crab) is the source of this 1225-nucleotide messenger RNA. Its product is annotated as male-enhanced antigen 1-like. Gene Ontology annotation, biological process: spermatogenesis. The coding region runs from base 633 to 1097 and encodes 154 amino acids. The transcript is spliced from 4 exons. Lineage: Eukaryota; Metazoa; Arthropoda; Merostomata; Xiphosura; Limulidae. The record is from RefSeq and is a predicted model, not a curated record.
UAUACAAUUUAUAAAUUUAUUAAUAAUUUGCAAUUAGAUACAGUACUACUGAUUUGUUUGUGACAUAAAUCAGCAGUAGUAUCUAGUAUCAGUUUUUCUGUAUGCUAUUUUAACUCAUUUUCAUUUGGUUAGUAGUCAGGAUAUUGAUUAAUUCAUUUACCUCAUCUAGUGUUACAGUUAUGUAGAGUGGAUUUUUAAAUAAUUUUUUUUUUGCAGGUUGUGCAGGUUUUUCUGAAACAGAAUUUAAAAAAGAAACUUAUAGGCAACUUUACAGGGUUUUGGUGAUUUCUGAAUUUUUUUAAUUACCAAAAUACCAAUACCUACUUGUGAAGAAACAAAAAAUAUGUCAUAAAUUUUCAUUUCAGAACUGGCUUUUAAAGUUUCUUCUGUGAUACAUCUCUGAUUGAACAAAUGUGAAGUUAUGAAGAGAAUUUCCCAUUUUUCUUACCUGUAGCUCUAAUACAGAGAUAAAAUGUGGUAAAUCCCUAUAGAAUAGUGGAAAAAAUAUGAUUCCCAUAAAAUAAUAUAUUUUGAUCCCCUCUGAAUUUCAAAACAUGCAAAUUUUCCACAACUGACCACUCACAUUGUACAGUGAAUGGAUAUUCCACAACAACAGAAAGUUUUGUAUAGAAAUGGCACCAGCUGUCCAGGCUCCUGUUGAUAAACCACAAGAGGAUGAUGUUUCUGUGAGUGAAGGUCCCUCUCACAUUAACUUUCUUGUAGCAGAUGAUUCAAAUAACAGUUCUGGAAGUGAUGAUGAAGGACCAGCACAGAAUGGUUAUGAACUUUUACCACAAGAUAUUGGUGAAAAUGGAACUGAUCAUGACUUACAUCAAGAUGAAGAAACCAUAAAUGCCUCCCUGUCUUCUGAAAGGAAUCCAUCCACUACCAUGAUAGAGGUUGGUGAAAGUUCAAACUGUCAUCCUAUGGAUAAAGAUCAUAUUGAAAAAAUCAAGGAAUGCAUGUCUGGCUUCACACUUCCAUCAUCGUCAGUUCCCUCUUGGGCUUCAGUUAUACCAGAAGAAGAUUGGAAAACAUAUUUAUUGGGAAGACUUGAAGAAAGGAAACUGGACUUGAAAGCAUUUUCACAGCAUUAAGUAAACGUGACCAAUGACAGUUUAUAAACAUCAAAACAACCAUGAAGUAACAACUAAAAGAAAUGUAUAGAUUGUUCCAUUUAUUGAGAAAUCAAAUAAAAUGAACAUAAUUUGCUUUCUUCAUAAUA